This is a messenger RNA of Linum trigynum, 2569 nucleotides long. NCBI's taxonomy places the organism in Eukaryota, Viridiplantae, Streptophyta, Magnoliopsida, Malpighiales, Linaceae. The record is from the annotation of a GenBank genome assembly.
CGGCUGGACUCCAAUUAAACUAUUGAACCUCAAACUCCUUAAUUGACUGACUUAAUGAUUUAAACCGGUUUGACAAACUUGUGUGCAUCUCAAACUCAACACCUUUGGGAAAUACCGCAACCGGAGGUAACAUAUUGAGCGUGGUAUGUGGGAUGCAAUGCAUAAAAAAUAUCUAUCUAACUUGACUUGUUGUUUAUGUCGGGGAAGCAACAUUAUUUACAAGUGUGAUUUCGUCUGUUGCCUAACCAAAGUUUCUCCCAUUAAAAACAAAAGCAUUGGCAGCUGCAAUGAUUCAGUUUUGGAAAACCCAGUUUCCCGCGUAGGAUCCACACACUUACCGAACCUUCCAAUUUGACUUGCAAUUUCUAACCACAAAUCAUGUUUGUUUCAUUUGUUUUCUUCCAUCCCCUAUUCAUUUUCGCUAACCAACUCGCAUUUUGUGAAAGCUUGAAACCUAACUAUCUAGAGCUGCUAGAAGUAGAGGUGGGCACGUGGGUGGUUAAUUCGCGGAUUGAUAUCGAUCCACUCGCAAAUAACCCGACCCGCAUGUAACGGGUGAUGGAUGUGGGUGGAUUGCGGAUUGCUAAAUCUCUCACCCCGCACUUAUGUGGGUGGAUGGUGGGUGGAUUGCGAGUCACUCAUAUGACCCGCAUCCUAUUUUUACAUGAAAAAAUAUUGUCUAUAAAAUAUAUGAAGCAUAUUCAUGAGUCAGAUUUUCUCUAUUUUGAAUUUGCUGAUCAGGGAUUAAUUUUCGGAAGGGUGAUUUAGUCAUUUCACUCGGUUACAUUAAAUCAUGCGCAUCGUUUUGUCCAUGGAAAAAAGUUGUUGUCGCACGCCAACAGGCUCUGGCCCAAACUCCGCCGGCCCAUUUGGCCCAAACUCCACCUUCUUCCUCUGCCGACAACGACCAUCAACCCCCUCUGCCGACAUUGACCUGGUUAGCUAUGUACAAAACAUACCUUCAGCUCUACAAUCCUCGCCGGCGGUGGCUAACGAAUACAGUAGGAAGGAGCUCAGGUCACCGCCUUCUUCCCCAUCUUUACCCAAUCUCCAUCUAAUUUGCUUUCAGAUUCCUCAAUAAAGCCAUUCCCUCUGAUACAAUCUAAAAAUGGAAGGUCCCACAUUGAUGAAGCAAGCUGUCGGUAGGAAACACGGGUGAUGCUGGAAUCGAAGUGAGAAGAGAAAUAGAGUCAGUUGUUGCAUGCUCGCAAUUGUCCGGAUCUUCUUUGAUUUCUCCUCAAAUAACCCUUUGGCCAGAAGAAAGAUUUAGUGGAGGGAUUAUAGGCAUGAAUCAAAUGACAAGGACCGGAAUUUCUUCAUAUCUUAUUGGGGUUAAUUGCAUGGUUGGUCACUAGGUUUACAAAAAACGUUCAUGUUUGGUCACUAGAAAUAUUUAAAUCCAAUCUUGGUCACUCAAAUUAGUUAAAUGGUUCAAGUUUGGUCACUCUCCGUUACCUUCCGUUAGUUUCCAUUAACACCGUCAGUUUUUUGCUGACAUGGCUAACGGAAACGCCUAAUUAGCAAAUUUUGACCUAAAAAAAUUAAAGCAAAACCCUCCACAUCAGCAAAUCCCUCCAUAUCAGUUUCCCGAACCCAAUGCUUGACCCGACUCCACUCCCCAACCCAGCCCUUGACCCGACUCUUCCCCACCCCAUAAUCACCAUCUUCCAAGAUUGAAGCCAGUGAAAGUCUGCACCUUUCUAUCUUCCCCAACCCAAUCUUCUUCCCCAUAUGUUCAUCGUUUCCAUCAAAUUCAAUUUAACAACCUUAUCCUAUUGCAUUCAUCAAAACAAAUAAACAAUAAACAGUUUCAUUAUUCAUCCCAUUUCCCAUCUACCCAAUCGGCAAAUCCCUAAUCUAAUCUGUUACACUGACCGGCGACGAGCGAUGGAGCUGGGAUUCCUCCAACGGGCGACGACGACCGGGUUGAAUUGAGAAGGGGACAACGGCUUGACGAUGAGUGGCGGAGCGGGGAUGACGAAUCGACGAGCAGGAUGGCGACUGGAAAGAAGACGGCGAGGCGACAGCGAGGCGGGCGACGUGAGGCGAUGGCUACCGGCGACGUGAGGCGACGGCUACCGGCGACGGAGACGACUAGACAAGCGGCUGAGGCGGUCAAGCAGAGCAAAGUUGUGGAAGCAGAGAAGAGGGACGAAGACGAUGGUGCCUGCCGCCUGGUGAGAUUUUCGAGAUGGACUCGCGCAGCUAGGGUUGGGACUUGGAACUCUUGGCCUCUCUUGGGUAUUACCAAUCCAAUCCAUCUUCCAAGAUCUGUUAAUUCUGGAUUUGAUGGAAACGAUGAACAUAUAGGAGAAGAAGAUUGGGUUGGGGAAGAAGGAGAUGUGUAGACAUUUAUUGGCUUCAAUCUUGGAAGAUGGCGAUUAUGGGUUGGGGAAGAGUCGGGUCAAGGGCUGGGUUGGGAGUGUAGUCGGGUCAAGCGGUGGGUUGAGGAAAACUAACGUGGAGGGAUUUGCUUAUGUGGAGGGUUUUUCUUUAAUUUUUUUAGGUCAAAAUUUGCUGAUUAGGCGUUUCCGUUAGCCAUGUCAGCAAAUAACUGACGGUGUUAACG